AUGGCCAAACAAAUCUACAUUGCCGUCGUCGGCUUGGGUGGCGUGGGCAAAGCUUUCUUGUCACAACUCGAAUUCCUCCGCCAACGCCUGGCUCAACAGAGCCCUGCCAUUGACCUCCGACUCAUCCUCGCCCGCCGAAGCCAGAAACAGCUUUUCAACUCCAAUUGGGAGCAUCUCGACAUCAACACUGUAUCCGCUCAGCUCGACAAGAAUGGCACGCCGCCACCACCUUUCAAUGAGACCUUUGGCCAGCUCGCACGCGCUCCCGGUCGCGUCGUGCUUGUUGACAAUACUUCCGAUGUGGGCCUGGCGUCACUCUACCCUAUGGUCCUCCAGCGAGGCAUCAGCGUCGUGACUCCCAACAAGAAAGCCUUCUCCGACAGGUACGAGCUCUGGGACUCCAUCUUCAAGUCCGCAGCCAAUGGCUCCGGCUCUGCUAGCAACGGCUAUGUCUUCCAUGAGUCCACAGUUGGCGCUGGUCUUCCUGUGCUCUCCUCUCUGAAAGAGCUAGUAGAGACAGGCGAUGAGGUCACCAAGAUCGAGGGUGUAUUCUCGGGUACCAUGUCCUUCCUCUUCAAUUCCUUUCAGCCGCUCGGCGGAGGAGGCGGCAAGUUCGCGGCAGAAGUGAAGAAGGCGAAAGAGUUGGGAUACACCGAGCCAGACCCAAGGGACGACCUAAACGGCUUGGACGUGGCAAGAAAGCUCACGAUUUUGGCCAGAAUAGCAGGCCUGCCAGUGGAAUCGCCGACAUCAUUCCCGGUACAAUCUCUCAUUCCAAAAGAGCUAGAAUCAUGCAGUUCAGGAGAUGAAUUUAUGGAGAAACUCGCGCAGUUUGACAGCCAGAUGGAGACAAUCAAAGAGGAUGCGACCAAUGAGGGCAAGGUGGUGCGAUUUGUGGGAAGCAUCGAUGUUCCAUCAAAGCAGGUCAAGGUCGGCUUGGAGAAGUUCGAUGCCUCUCAUCCCAUUGCGGCGCUCAAGGGCAGCGACAACAUCAUCAGCUUCUAUACCAAGCGAUACGGUAGCAAUCCGCUCAUCAUUCAAGGAGCUGGCGCUGGAGGAGACGUUACUGCAAUGGGUGUGACAGGCGAUCUGAUCAAGGUUAUCCGACUGCUGCAAUAA
Molecule: messenger RNA, 1119 nt
Organism: Lecanosticta acicola
Lineage: Eukaryota; Fungi; Ascomycota; Dothideomycetes; Mycosphaerellales; Mycosphaerellaceae
Source: the annotation of a GenBank genome assembly